ACGACGCGUCUUUUUGAGGAUCGACACACAUGAGAGCAGACUCGGCGGGCGGAUUGGUUACUAACUGACAGACGAAGAAGGAAGAAGGACGAAGUUUAGAAGAACCCUUUGGAACGUCGAUCAUCGGGCCCCCUCCUUUGUCCCUUUGUUUUUUUGGGUGGUCCCUGGAUCUGAUACCUUGCCUAGAUCAAAAGAUCAUUUCCGUCGAACACCCCUUUGCUGCCGCUGCUGGAAGAAGGAAGAAGUAGCAACCAUGGCCCCUUUACCAUUUCGAAAACAAGUCUCGUCGUCUACACCUAACGGCAGGACCGGUGAUGGAGCAGCUGCAACCUCCACGACUCCGGGAUCAUCGUCCGCCUCUACACCCCCGACAUCUUUCCAUGCCGCUUCCGCCUCCACAUCCUCUUCCUCAUCUUCCUCCACCGCCAAUGGGCUCUUCUUCAACUCUUCAUUGGAUCAUCCUUCCAUGUCAACAUCCUCAUCAACGACGGCCGGAGGCACGUUAGGCGCAUCGGGAUCAUCAAGUACCGAUUCACCCAAUCGUGCAUUUUCUCGACUGCUUCGCCGACGUCCAUCUGUCAAUAAUCGGAAUCUGCCUCCGACGGACGAAGCCCUGGUGAACAAGGAUGAUCCAUCGAGUGCUACUCCCAUCCCUCCGCCCCAUCUGCCAUCUUCCGCCUCCUCUUCUCACUCUGGAUUGUUCACAAAGUAUCGACCUGGAUCUUCCGGAAGUGUCAAGCAAGCUAUGGUCGUCUCCUCCGACAUAGGAAGUGAUAGUACCUCGUUCGACACCAGUCCAGCGGGUCAUCGUGGUGGUGGUGGUCAUAUCCGCGGCCAUAGCCCUGCGACGACGACUACGAUGACGACGAAAAGAUCUAACCGGAGCCAAAGGACAGAUCAUCCAUUCUUCAUUGCUGGCUCACAUACGCAUACUCUCGACGAUGAUGAUACAGAUCUGACUCCCGCACCCAUUUUUCACCAUUCAUCAGGUCUAUCACCUACUCGUCGAGCCAUGCCUCGAUCACCUAGAGCUCCCAAGUCGUCAUCUGGAGAGAGAGGUCCUCACGCAUCUACACCGUUAUCUUUACAACCAUUACGAAUCUCCUCUCACGGAUCCACAUCCGAAUCGUCCCCUACCACCACUUCUUCCUCCUAUUCUGCCUCUCAGACGUCCCCUAGACCUCCGAGACCUACAGUCACAGCCGAAUGGUUAUCUAGGAAACCCGUAUCUGGUCGAGCGAAAUUGGAGGGUCAAUUAGAAGGAGCAGCUCAUAUCCGAUCUUUAUCGGGCGGCGGCACUUCUUCAACCAAAGCCACGAUCUUCAAUGGUGCUGGGACAGGCUCUAGACUCGAUAGAACGAUCAGUCCAUCAUCAUCGGCAUCUAGGACAUCUGCUGGCGCUGACGCCGCUUCGACUUCGGGCGUCGAUUCAGAAGAUGGUCAAGUAGGUAUCAAAUCGUCUCGAAGACGAUCACACAUUACCUCGACACGAGAUGGAAGUGGAGGUUUUCAAGUCGAAGUCUUUUGCGUAGAUAACAGGGGCGAAAACGAUGAACUCAAAUGGGAAGUGACCAUUCGUCGAAGACCGCAGAUACCUGUCGAGGGUGAACCGGGACGGUCCACCGACGAUCUCGACACUAUAAACAAUAUCCCCAUACUGGCUCCCACAUCUCCUUUAAACCUCUCCACCACUCAAUCCGUCGCUCAAGCUCCUUCCUCUGCCAGUUCCAUCAACCUCUCAUUAUCACUCGAUCAACCGACGGGUAAACUCGUCUUUAUCGCUUUCCCAAUGGACCUCCACGCGACUCCCAAACGAAGACAUAGUAAACGAACGAAUGGAUUGUCUAGUCGUUCGCCCAAAGUCACAUCUCCAAGACCUCUCACCCCACCUCUUCACGCAGGUCCGAGAUCUCCAACCUAUCGUACCACCACCCCUCCACCUGUACCAGUCUUCGAACGACCCGCCUCAUCGAUUGUCACGCCUCCACCUGCUCCUAAUCCUAACGAUGCUUCACCACCUAGAACUCCACCUCAACCACAUCAUAAACGUAUCUCUCAAAACUCUUUAUGGCCUUCACCUAGUCGAAGUGGGAGACGGUCACCCAUCUUAAAUCAAUCACCUUCUGUCAUCCGAACGCCAGAGGUGUGGACACCGAGACGAUCGAGAAUGCUCAACGCGAGGGAGCUAGGUGGUGGUUUAUAUGCCAAAGGGACAGUAGAUGGUAUGAGCGAGGAGCUGGAGAGUAGUUGA
This is a messenger RNA of Kockovaella imperatae, 2251 nucleotides long. RefSeq lists its product as hypothetical. Lineage: Eukaryota; Fungi; Basidiomycota; Tremellomycetes; Tremellales; Cuniculitremaceae. Bases 254 to 2251 code for a protein of 665 amino acids. The record is from RefSeq and is a predicted model, not a curated record. The transcript has a single exon.